This is a messenger RNA of Thelazia callipaeda (thelaziosis nematode), 1050 nucleotides long. The record is from the annotation of a GenBank genome assembly. Lineage: Eukaryota; Metazoa; Nematoda; Chromadorea; Rhabditida; Thelaziidae.
AUGAGUGGUGAUCAAAAAUUAGAGGAUUCUUCAAUGUCUAGUGGCCCAUCAAUGGCUUAUCAAACAUGGCAGAUGGAAAAUAAAGUUGAUUCCUGUGAAAUGAUUUAUCGUUAUGAUACAGUGGAACAACAGGCUAUACGAGCUGCAAAACCUUGGGAAAAAGACCCUCAUUAUUUCAAAGAAAUCAAAAUAUCAGCGUUGGCACUAUUAAAAAUGGUAAUGCAUUCAAAAAGUGGGGGUAAUUUGGAAGUUAUGGGAUUGGUGCAAGGUAAAGUUGAUGCAAGAACAUUGGUUGUUGUAGACAGUUUUGCUUUACCUGUUGAAGGAACCGAAACUCGUGUUAACGCUCAAGUGCAGGCAUAUGAGUACAUGACAACUUUUACUGAUAGUUCAGAAGCUGUUGGAAGAUUGCAUAAGGUCGUAGGUUGGUACCAUAGCCAUCCAGGAUAUGGUUGUUGGUUGAGUGGAAUAGAUGUGUCAACUCAAGCUCUAAAUCAGCAGUAUCAAGAGCCAUUUGUGGCGAUUGUUAUUGAUCCUGUUCGAACUGUAUCAGCUGGAAAAGUAGAACUGGGCGCUUUUCGAACUUAUCCAAAAGGUUAUAAGCCUCCUGAUGAGACUCCUUCAGAGUAUCAGUCGAUUCCUUUAAAUAAAAUCGAGGAUUUUGGUGUUCAUUGUAAACAGUACUACCCUUUGGAGGUGACAUACUUUAAGUCAUCUUUGGACUCAUGCCUACUAGAUUCACUGUGGAAUACAUACUGGGUUAGUACGUUGUCUAGCAAUUCGCUGAUUACUAAUUCGUCAUAUGUUACUGCACAGUUGAAUGAUCUUGCUCAGAAGAUUCAGAAUUUAGGUAAAUGUAGAUUUCUCCAAGGAUCGCGUACAGAUUCGGUUGCAUCGGAAAAGUUAAUGAAAGUAAUCAAAGAUACGAAAAAGGUUAAUAGUGAAGUUACUCAUGGAAUGAUGACCCAAAUGAUCAAAAAUGCGUUGUUCAAUUAUGCACCGAUCUCAUUAUCAGGAAAAACAAUUACAGAUGAUAUGUGUCAAGAGUAA